CCCCUCUCGCUCCCUUUCCCGGCGUGCGCCCGGCUCCGGCAACUCGCUUCCUGCGCGGCUGGAGGAGGGAGGAGAGAGGAGAGGAGCGGAGAGCGCUUCGGCUGGGAGAGGAGAGAAGAAAGAGGGAGAAAAGAAAGAAAGAAAAGAGAGAGGGGAGAAAGGGGGGGGGGACUUGCCUCUCUUGUCACUGGAAAAUGACACUUGAUGUAGCAGAGCCUGCCGCAGCUCCCGUUCGUCCUAUUGUUUCUUAAACUGCCAUCUGAGAUUUUUUUUUUUUCCUGCUGCCAUCCGAGGGGUGUCUUCAUACAAAAGGGACUUCAAGUACUCCUCCGGCUUGUGAGCGCUGCAACCAGCCCCCAGCACCCCGCUAGCCCCUCCAAGCACCCAAACAAACUGCACACGCAGCAAACAGCAGCAACAAAACCGGGCUCUGAUUGCCUCUGGAUUUUUUUUUUUUUUUUAAUGUCCGUGCCUGUGAUUGCUUUCUCCGACUUGCUUUGAUUCCAGAGAUCAGCAGCAGAGAGAGAAAAAGGAGAAAAAGAAAAAAACCCACAUAUAACAGUCCGCCUGGCGAUUUUACCACUUUUUAAAAUUUCGAGUAAAGAAGGAAGAUUUGUGCUGUUGUUUCUGAUUCAUGUUUGGGAUUCAGGAAAGCAUCCAGCGGAGUGGGAGCAGCAUGAAGGAAGAGCCCCUCGGCGCGGGGAUGAACGCGGUGCGGACGUGGAUGCAGGGAGCCGGCGUCCUGGACGCCAGCACGGCCGCUCAGAGCGGAGUGGGUCUGGCCCGGGCUCACUUCGAGAAACAGCCGCCUUCCAACCUGAGGAAGUCCAACUUUUUCCACUUCGUCCUGGCUCUGUACGACCGGCAGGGGCAGCCCGUGGAGAUCGAACGCACCGCCUUCGUGGGCUUCGUGGAGAAGGAGAAGGAAGCCAACAGUGAAAAGACCAACAACGGGAUCCACUACCGCCUGCAGCUGCUCUACAGCAAUGGGAUCAGGACGGAGCAGGAUUUCUACGUGCGACUCAUCGACUCCAUGACCAAGCAGGCGAUAGUAUAUGAAGGCCAAGACAAGAACCCAGAAAUGUGCCGAGUUCUGCUCACGCAUGAAAUAAUGUGCAGCCGCUGUUGUGACAAGAAAAGCUGUGGCAACAGAAAUGAGACUCCAUCAGAUCCAGUGAUAAUUGACAGGUUCUUCUUGAAAUUUUUCCUCAAAUGUAACCAAAAUUGCCUAAAAAAUGCAGGAAACCCUCGAGACAUGCGUCGAUUCCAGGUCGUCGUGUCUACAACAGUCAAUGUUGAUGGCCAUGUGUUGGCAGUGUCGGACAAUAUGUUUGUACACAACAAUUCCAAGCACGGGCGGAGAGCUCGAAGACUCGAUCCCUCGGAAGGUACGCCUUCUUAUCUGGAACAUGCAGCUACACCAUGUAUCAAAGCCAUCAGUCCAAGUGAAGGAUGGACUACAGGAGGUGCCACUGUCAUCAUCAUAGGAGACAAUUUCUUUGAUGGGUUACAGGUCAUAUUCGGCACCAUGCUGGUUUGGAGUGAGCUGAUUACUCCACAUGCCAUCCGUGUACAGACGCCUCCCCGACAUAUCCCAGGGGUUGUAGAAGUCACAUUGUCCUACAAGUCUAAGCAGUUUUGUAAGGGAACGCCUGGAAGAUUCAUUUACACAGCUCUGAACGAACCCACCAUUGACUACGGUUUCCAAAGGUUACAGAAGGUUAUCCCCCGGCACCCUGGUGACCCCGAACGCUUGCCAAAGGAAGUAAUACUUAAGAGGGCUGCUGAUUUAGUAGAAGCACUCUAUGGUAUGCCACAUAAUAACCAGGAAAUCAUCCUGAAAAGAGCUGCAGACAUCGCAGAAGCUCUCUACAGUGUCCCCCGCAAUCACAACCAGCUCCCCGCCCUUGCUAACACAUCAGUCCAUGCAGGAAUGAUGGGAGUGAAUUCCUUUAGUGGUCAACUAGCUGUCAAUGUUUCCGAAGCCUCACAAGCCACCAACCAGGGUUUUACUCGCAACUCAAGCAGCGUGUCACCUCAUGGCUACGUGCCAAGCACCACCCCUCAGCAGACAAAUUAUAACUCUGUCACAACAAGCAUGAACGGCUAUGGGAAUGCUGGAAUGUCAAAUUUAGGAGGUUCUCCAACCUUCCUGAAUGGAUCUGCUGCCAAUUCUCCCUAUGCCAUUGUGCCAUCAAGUCCGACAAUGGCCUCCUCCACUAGUCUCCCCUCAAACUGUAGCAGUUCCUCUGGGAUUUUCUCCUUCUCACCAGCCAACAUGGUCUCAGCAGUGAAACAGAAGAGUGCUUUUGCACCUGUCGUGAGACCGCAAACUUCUCCUCCUCCCACCUGCACCAGCACCAACGGCAACAGCCUGCAAGCUAUAUCUGGCAUGAUUGUUCCCCCCAUGUGAAAGAAUUGCCUUGAAGAAUUUUAUUAAUGAAGAGGUUGAAUUCUGCUUCAGAGAGAAUCUGAUACAAGUCCCAGAGUGGAACUUUUUACUCAGGCCUUUUUAAAAAUAAAAAAGAAAUAAAGAAGGAUCUUACAAUAACUGCAGAUUUUUAAACAAAACAAAAAUCACCAUCCUUGCAAAUACUGAAAUUAACAAUCUACAAUUGCAAGGUGUUGAUUCAAGUUGUCCAUCCCAAAUACCUGGGAGAUAUAUUUAUUGUAUGUUGAUAAAAAAAGAAAUCCACUUUUUUUUUUUUUUUUUUCGGGGUGGGGGCUUGCUUUUAUUUCCUUCUGGGUUUUUUUGUGGUUUUUUUAAGGCUUGAUUUAACUCAACACCAUUUGUCUUUUAUAAAUCAUACAAUUACACAAGGGACACUAGAGAUGGAACUCCACAUUUUUAAUUUAUGAAUUUUUUUUUUUUUUAAAGCUGUGUAAAGAAAAAUGGAGUGGUGUCAUUUACAUACAAGUCUGUAUGGGACAGAAUAGAAGUGCCAGUUAGUUUUUCGUAGAAGAAUUAUGGCCAUUUAAUUAAGGGUCGGCUCAUAUAUGUUGCUUAUCCAGUGGUGACUUGCUAAUAUGAUGCAUUUUUAAUGUUCUAAAUAAAUAGGUAUCACUCCCUAGAAAGCUGAUAUUUUUGGAUGAUGAGGGCGGGAUGAGGGGUGGGAUAAGGAACCUCUGCCUUUAAUAUCAGGCUGAAUGAUUGUGUAAAUAAUGCGACAGGAAAAGUUCAUCAUAGGACGCCAGGUUGGAAGGGGGCUCGAAGGUCUAACCUUUUUCAGCAAAAAGCUGGUGAAGGGGAGGGAAGGGAUGCAAACACACUGCUCUUGAACCGAAAAUCCAGUGCCUCUAGAUAUGAUGCUAAAAGUGCAGAAUCAGACGAGCACAGGUCUCUCUUUAGCUGAUGUGUCAGGCUCCUUCCAAACGAGCAGCCUUCCCGAGGUGCAGCUUGAAACGCCGCUCGGAUGUGGCCUGAGGACACAGACUGUGGCCAUCCCUGUGGGGUUUUUCCAGUGUAGCACUUCUCCCCUCGACCUAUUUUCAUGGGGCAGGAAGAGAACAGCCCCUGGCUGCCGUUCCCCAUCCUCCCCACCCAAAAGCACAGGUUGCGUCAGCCUCCCACUGGGAUCGUUCCUGUAUCAGUCGACCCUCUCAGUCUGUAUCGUACUCUAUAAAGCAACAGGUAACUGCUUUUGAAUAGCGAACGGAAACAUGAGGUUAGGGGAGGGUGGGAGGGGGAGGGGCCGUUAGGAAGGUUUCAAAUCAAAACCAUAGCUUCUGUUUUACAAAAAAUUUUGCUAUCAUUAUCUGGGAAGUGUUCUUAAAAACUAUUAGUCAAAGAGGCAGCAAAGCUCUGAAGAUGCAUUACCUGAUAUUUUUUCUUUGCUGUUGUGUUUUGUAUGUAGUUAUAAAUACUGUAGAUUUUUUGUGAUUUUUUGCCAAAGUUGUUGUUCUAUUUAUACAUUUUAAUGUCUUAAGACAGUUUUUCAAUAUCACAAAAAAAAAAAAAAAAAAGAAUUUUACUGCAUAUUUUGCAAAAAGAGCUCACUACCUUUAGCUUGCACAUACUUGCAAAUUAAUUAAAGAAAAAAAAAGCUUUUUGUUUCUGUUUUUUGUUUGUUUGUUUGUUUGUCGGGGGAUUUUGUAAAAUAUCCAUAUAAAUAAUGUAUUUAUCUUUGGAAUUUGUACAUUGCUUUUUGUCCCCUACAAGUUUAUUUUAUUGUGUAUGUUUGCUAUGUGAAAAGUGCUGAUUUGUUUGGUCAUUCACCGUUGUAUUAGCUGUUUAAAUGUGAUUUUAAUACAUUUCAUUUAUAGGGUUGAUUUUUUUAGUAUUGUUUAAAACCAUGCUUCCAUUUUUUUUUUAAUUUCCACCCAAAAGCCAUUGUCUAUUUUUGUAUUAUUUGUAAGUUAAGAAGUUUUUUCCAAUAUAUGGCAAAAGGUAGCAUAUUAUUCUUGUAGCAUUUAGUUAUGUAGAUUUUAAAAAAAAUGUAUCCUUUGCUUUUGAGGCUUAACAAAAACUAAUGCUGUUUUACUCUAUUAAUAUGCAUGGGAUUUCUCCUCUUUGGAGUGACGCAUUUUUGUGCAUUAAAUAUGGGGAGAAACUUCAUAGAACUCAAUGAAAAUACUUUCUUUCUUAAGUCUGCUUGUAUAUUUCUCUGUCUUUCACAUAAAUAUAAACCAGCAGAUUGGAUGCCUUAACAAUGCAAAUCAUAUUCAUUUCACUUGUACAUUGUACUGUGCACCAGAACUGUCAAUCAUCACUAACAUUCUAAGAAAAAAAAAAAAAAAGGAAUUGAAAAGCACAAAAGAACUGUUUUGUUACCUUAAAACAAUAUAACUUUUUUCUAGUCAAGCAAGAAAUCAUUUACAACGAUGCUGCAACUGUGCAUGCUUCCUGUAUGAAUUUUGCAAUGGUUUUCACUAGAAUGUCACAGUGUGAUCUUUGGGGGGAAGGGAAGAAAACAGGAUUUUUUUUUUCAUGGUGAGAAAAUAAAAGAGAAAACUGGAAAAUAUGAGAGACAUCAGUUUAUUGCUUCUCUGUAUUCCAAGUGAUUAUUCUAAUUCACAUAGUAAAGCAACAGCACGACAAUGUAAUCAAAUUUAAAGCCAUAUUUUGUCCAGUGACACCGUCGAUUACUCUUGUAGAGCUCCACUCAGUCCUAGUGAUUUUGACUCCACUCUUAGUCACAAUGUUUGUAGUCUCUAAGCCAGUGUCCAAAGAUCCUUUGACAAUGUGCAUAAUUUUGUUUUGUUGCAGCUACUUAUCGUGAUCUGAUGAAUGGGAACUUAUCAAAAAUCUCCCCUGCACCACCCUUGUCUUUUACAAAGUAAAAGAUGCAGCUGUUUACAGAAUAUGGCUUUAAGUGGAAACAUUCAGAUUUCAGUUUUAACAAGGUGAAGCUUCACAAUGACUGGAUUGCAUAAAGUAAUGCCUAUUUCCUCACAGUUGUACUAGGAUGCAGCUAAAAUGAAGUCAUCUCUGAAACUACUAACCUUUCACCUUCUUAUCUAAAUCUUUUUGAAUAGACACACACACUGUACAGUUCUAUUGUUAGAGAAACUAACUACUGUAGAGAUUGUUAUAAUUUUUUUGCAGAAAUUCAAGCUGUAAAAACUUUUCAACUUUCACAAUAUUUAAUUAAAGUUACUUCCUGUCUGUGAA
Messenger RNA from Empidonax traillii (willow flycatcher), 5611 nucleotides. RefSeq names its product EBF transcription factor 1 (gene EBF1). Gene Ontology annotation, biological process: regulation of transcription by RNA polymerase II. NCBI's taxonomy places the organism in Eukaryota, Metazoa, Chordata, Aves, Passeriformes, Tyrannidae. The coding region runs from base 635 to 2413 and encodes 592 amino acids. The transcript is spliced from 16 exons. Gene Ontology annotation, molecular function: RNA polymerase II cis-regulatory region sequence-specific DNA binding; DNA-binding transcription factor activity, RNA polymerase II-specific. The record is from RefSeq and is a predicted model, not a curated record.